GGACAACAAAUAAGCUGAGUGUGUAGCUCAUCUGCACAUACCAGUAUUCCUCUGCAUUUCAGCCAAAGAUCUAGAUCAGAUUCCUCUACUUUAUACAGACGUGCCCUUGAGGAGGACCAGUGGACCAUAUGUUCAAGAUGAAGCUUCUGCUCUUCAUUGUCCUCAUCUGGUUCGUGUCUGAUGACUCCUGUGCAGGAGGUGUUAUAGAGGAAUCUCCUUCGAACAUGGAAAGACCAGAACAGGAAGCCGUCCAUCUCAGAAGCAAAAGAAGCUAUAAGAGUAAUACUGAGGACAAACAUCAAUAUAUGAAUGUUGCACUUCAAGGUCGAGCUACUCAGUCAUCAGUUCUCUUGACCAAAGAAGGAUAUAUCCCAAUAGCUAUAAAUGCAAUAGAUGGAAACCAGGACCCAAACUUUACUCAUGGAUCAUGUAUUCACACACAGCAUGAAUUAUCUCCCUGGUGGAGGGUGGACUUGUUAAAGUCCUACAGAAUUAGCCACAUAACCAUCACUAACAGAGGUGACUGCUGUGGAGAGAGACUUAAUGGUGCAGAAAUCCUUGUGGGAGACUCCUUGGCCAACAAUGGGAACAACAAUCCACGGUGUGCAGUGGUGACAACAAUUCCAACUGGAGGGUCUCAGACCUUUCUAUGUAAUGAUAUGGUCGGGAGAUAUGUCAAUGUCAAUUUGACUGGAAAAGAAACAUCUCUUCAGCUGUGUGAAGUUCAGGUCUUUGGAGCUAAAGUUCUGAAGGAGAAUUCAUGUUAUAACAAUUCAUGAUAAUUAUGAUACAUAUGUAAAACUACAACCUAUGGUAAAAUAAAGGCAUCCACAUAUAUAAAA
Messenger RNA from Bufo bufo (common toad), 842 nucleotides. Its product is annotated as fucolectin-like. Bases 129 to 779 code for a protein of 216 amino acids. Lineage: Eukaryota; Metazoa; Chordata; Amphibia; Anura; Bufonidae. The transcript is spliced from 6 exons. The record is from RefSeq and is a predicted model, not a curated record.